Molecule: messenger RNA, 5647 nt
Organism: Meleagris gallopavo (turkey)
Lineage: Eukaryota; Metazoa; Chordata; Aves; Galliformes; Phasianidae
Gene: GALR3
Product: galanin receptor 3
Biological process (GO): G protein-coupled receptor signaling pathway
Cellular component (GO): plasma membrane
Molecular function (GO): G protein-coupled receptor activity
Source: RefSeq, a predicted model, not a curated record
CCACUGUUGGAGAGGGAGAUAUGCCAGGGGGCUGGAAUGCCUCCUCUGACAGCCCGGAACUGCCAGCUGCAGGGAUCAUCGUGCCUGUCAUCUUCUCCCUCAUCUUUCUUCUGGGCACUGUGGGGAAUGGACUGGUGCUGGCCGUGCUGCUGCGGAACGGCCAAGUGAAGUACAACACCACCAACCUCUUCAUCCUCAACCUGGCCAUGGCUGACCUCUGUUUCAUCAUUUGCUGUGUCCCCUUCCAAGCCACCAUUUACACACUCGAUGGGUGGCUCUUUGGGGCCUUUGCCUGCAAGGCUGUGCAUUUCCUGAUCUACCUCACCAUGUACGCCAGCAGCUUCACCCUGGCUACAGUCUCCAUUGACAGGUACCUGGCCAUUCGCUAUCCGCUGAAGUCCCGGGAUCUCCGCACUACCCAAAAUGCAGGAGUGGCCAUUGUAGUGAUUUGGUUGCUAUCACUACUCUUUGCAGGGCCUUACCUCAGUUACUACCAGAUUGUCCAUUACCAUGGGGUGCCCAUCUGCGUCCCUGUCUGGGAGGACCAACGCCGAAAGAUUCUGGACAUCCUUACGUUUGUAGUUGGAUACCUCUUACCCGUGACUGUAGUGAGCCUGGCAUACGCCAGGACCAUCAAGUUCCUGUGGACCUCUGUAGACCCUAUUGAGAGGAUCUCAGAGUCCCGAAAGGCCAAACGUAAGGUCACCAAGAUGAUUGUGGCUGUGGCCAUCCUGUUCUGCCUCUGCUGGCUUCCACACCAUCUGGUUAUCCUGUGCUUCUGGUUUGGCCACUUCCCUUUCAACCGAGCCACUUAUGCCUGCCGCCUGGCUUCCCACUGCCUUUCGUAUGCCAAUUCCUGCCUCAACCCUAUUGUCUACGCGCUCGUCUCCAAGCAUUUCCGAAAGCGUUUCAAGCAGGUCUUCACCUGCUUGUUCUUCCAGAACAAGAACAGGAAGAAGAGAACUGGAAAUAAAGUUCAUAUGGUCGCUGUGGGCAAAGGUGUCACUAACAGCACUGGAGGCUUCUAUGGAGGCAACGCUGAGCUGACUCAGGUCCCAAAGGAGAACAAUAGGAAGAGGGACCCUGAAGGCGCCAACCGUGCCAGAGCAUGGACUCACCAGCUACAAGAAGUUCAGAAGGAGCUGCUAGAGGAGGAAAUCUUGGUAACAGCUGGCCAUCCCUUAGCCAAGAACCCUCCAAGAAGGCCUCAAGAGUGUCUGGCUGUUGAUUACAAAUGAGCAAAUGCAUCUCGGAAUGGCACAAUCCACCAUAUCAAUGCAGAGCAGAGGGACAUGUUAAUGUGAUGACAUUUCUCACAAUCUGGGGGCAGUCCAAGUCCACCUCCCCUUCUCUGGCUCCUGCAUCCAGAUCAAAGAGCGCCACUGCACUUUACCACGCUGAGUCUGUACCAACAGCUUGGUUAUACAACCUCUGCAGAACUCACUGGUCAUAGCUCAAUGACACCACCAUGCCACAGCAGGUGAAGAACUGAAAGGCUGUUGUGCCCUCCCUGUGUACCCAUGGCUUCUCUGCAGCUCAAAAGGGAAAGGACCAUCAGUCCAGUCUCUCCCCCUGGCCCUGCCCUUCCAGAAAAUACUCAAUGGAAGAGGUUUCCUAGAGCUCUGCCCUGCUUAGUCUUUGAUCUUGCAAGCAGAUACUGCAGGACACUGUCCACUUCCUUGUGCUGCUUGCAGUUCUGAAAUAUUUCUUGGCGGUUAUCCUCAGUUCUUCCUAAGCAACCCUCACAAAUCCUCCUCCCACCAUGUUGUUCCAUCUGAUUAAUCUCUGCUUUAUUUCUGUUCGCCUUUUGCAAAUUCCUGAAGGACUGCUGCCUCCUCUUUGUUCUUUAUGUAGAGUUUCAUCCCUUCCUUCAGGGGCCGUUGCUCUCUGAGCAGUGAUGUAAUUCAGCAGUAUUAGCCCUGUUUGUGUGCUUUACUGACUUGGCAAGAUAUUCUUUUCCAUAAAAUGAAAAUCAUGAUUGGACUCGUGUGCAUUUGGCUCAAUCUUAAAUCCUCUCUGUUCUUUUCUGUGUGGUGGAGAGAGCUUCCAGGAGGGUGCAAUGCCACCACCACUCAAAGGGCUGGAACAUCUUCCACAGCAUUCCUCACUGCAGGAUUGCUGUGGGUCUGAUGUUCUCCUGGGAGCCCAAUUUCCCAUUUGUUGUUCCUCAUUGGCCUCCUUGUCUUGAACAGCUGUAGAAGAGCUUUUGGUUGCAGUAGCUGCUGAAUGACCCCCUAUAGUAGAGUGGAGUGUCUUUCCAAACCUGACCAUGGGAAGAAUGGGAAUUGCUUUGGGGAUGGGGGGGCAAGAAGUCAGAUUCACAGAGGGUGCUGGAAUUUCUCCCUAUCAUAACCUGAAUAAAGCCCAGCAAUUUCCUUCUCCUGAUAAGUUUGAUGUGUGCUGAAUGCAAACUCUGCCAGUGUAGCAUGGACUGCUGGAGGCUGUACGAGCUUGUGGGAGUCCUUCAUGGGGACAAAAAGGGAUGGUGAGAUGGUAGGGCAGAGGGGCAAGGAGCAGAAGGGAGGACAAGCAGGCACACAGCAUGCGUUGUGCACGGAGAUAACCCUCCCAGCAAAGCCCUAUGGGAGGGGAUACGAGGACCAAAUGCUGCAGCAGACUCCAGGCUGUGGGAAAUCUGCACGGAGUGCACUGCUCACUUCAUAGCUAAUUCAUACAGAGGGAAUAAUGCUGGGAGCCCCAGCUGGCAGAGAGGAGCCAUUUACUGCCAACCUACUGCCAAGCGCCUGUGCCAAAUUCUAAAUCACUGGAGGCAGUGCAGCUCAGUCAGCUCUGUCCUGAGCUGCACAGGCACAAUGUCCUUGCUUGCCCCCGUGCACAGUGGGACCUUUGAUAAGCAGCUGGAAGCUGCAGUAUCAGGUGAAGAGCUUACAGCCCUGUCCUUGUCCUUUGACACUCUCAGAGCUAUGGGCACAAUAUGAAAGGGAUGAGGGGACAUGCAACAAUGGGAACAUGGCUUUGCAGAGCCCUGCUAUGCACAAGCCAUGCAGCAGAUCUAUAAGCUCUCCCUAUCCUUCUUUUCUUGCCCUCCCCUACUUCUGCUUGUGUGAAUCUUCCCUUAUUGCUUGCUCUGCUCACUUGUCAAAUUCCCAGGUGAUGCGGCAUUUCGAUGUGUGCUGACGCUGUAGCACAGCUCAGCAGCAAGGACACCCCUUUCCCUAUGCUGGAGACAAUCUGGUUGCUGCACUGGGGAUUGUUUUUCUUUUCAUACUCAAGCACUUGAUGUUUUCUGCACCUUGAACCUCCCACAUCUCUCGUUGUGCUGGAACAUGUGCAUUGUUUCUAGAACUGUGGCUGCAUUUCACAGCCCAAAGCAUUGGAGAAAGAAGGGAACAGCAGUCGAGAAUGGUGAUGCUCUGACCUUGCUCCCUUCUAAUAAAGGGUGAAACCUAAAUAACAUGGGACAAAAAGGAUGGGGGAAACCUGGGGAGAAGGCAUGUUUAGCACCUCUGCAAAAUGUGGCUCCCAUUCAUUCAUUCUGCCUGGGUCUAAGAGCCUGCAUUUUUUGGGGAGCACGUGAACAAGAAGCUUGAUAGCCAAGAGGGAAUUCCAGUCUGCCCAGUAACAACACACAUGCUUCAACUGGUCCAACAGCUUAAAGGCAGAAGCAAAGAAAAGGUAUUAUGUCCUUAAUAUAAAGCUGUCACUAAGUAAGGUCAAAGGAGCUCAAAUGCUGUUCUCACACAGUCUCCCCUCCAGACUGAUUAGCAAUCAGCAGUCUCUGCUCCCAGCUUUUCAACUUAAUUAAUGAUUACUUGUCAUCACUCAGACUGAUGAGCUCGGCUUUAAACUUGCGGGGGCUGCCAGACCUGGGACAUGCUGAGCAUGGGGCAGCAGGGACAGAAGCAGAGAGGGGAGAUCCAAUGGAAGAAGGAAAAAGAUGAUUGAAGAGCCCCUGGGUGAGCUAUUAGCCCUGUCUUCUUUAUCGGCUUCUUAAUCAAAACUGCUGAUUCUCCCACCUUGUCAUCCACUGCCUGGGGCUGCUCUCCCAUGCUGCCCGGGUGUAGUGUACAAAGAAAGCAUCUUACUGCCUCUACCUUUCUGUGACAGAAAAGAUUAAAUCCAUCUCACUCAUUGAAGAGUGGAGGAAGCAGAUGAAAGGCUGGAAGGUUUGCAGGGAUGCUUCACGGGGCUUCCUUAGCAGCACAGAGGAUAAUUACUGUGAUGGAUUUGGAGUCUGCUAGAAAGGCGAAAGUGAAGGAAGUAAUGGAGUUCAGAUGUUGGCUUGAUACCCUGGAGCUUAAUUAUCUCAACUGCUGAAGACUGAAAGGCAACAGAUUCUUGGUGUUUGUGCAUACCGCAGCACGCUUUGCAUUCACUGGCGUGGGCGAGCAGCUGCUGCAGAGAAAGACCCUUUGCUUAACAACAUCCAUGACACUUUAUUGGGAGGUUUGUACACAGCUAUUGCUUUUGCUUGAAAGAGCCAGAUCCCGAGCCUGGCUGGUUUUGUCUGUGUCUUACAGCAUGUGCACUCUGUGCAGGGUUGAGGGACUGGCGAGGUCACUGCUGGGCUCAGUGGCUGUGGGUACAGCGUGUCACUGCAGAGCCGUGCUGUGAAUGAAGAGGGAAACAGAAUGCAUGUGGAGGACAGGCAGUGGUGAGCAAGGCCUUGGGUCAAGUCCUGUCUGCCAGGGAACACUGCCAGUGUGGCCCAGAGGGGGAUUCAAAACACGGUGCUUAGCAUUGGAAAGCAAGGGAAAAGGGAGGUUGAGCAAAGUGUAAUGUCAACAUAGCGGAGGGAAGACAGUGGCGUUGUUUGCAUUGUUACUGCAACAGACACCUCUGGAAUAAAUUGAAAGCAAGGGAAAUAGUCACUGCUGCCCGCUGCACCCCUGCCUUUUCACUCCAAGCGUACAGUCAAGAGCAGUCAUGGAAAAACUCCAGCACCAGGCAAACAAAGACUUGAAGAGUUGUGGGCAGCAACGUCCUGAGCACUUAAGCUAAAAGCUUAGCUCUGAAUCUUAGCUAAGUGUGUUCCUGGUGGCAAGGAAAGCUUUCAAGCUGCAUCUAGUUUGCAGACAUCAUCAGCAGCCAAGGCAACUGCAAUGAUAAGAGCACCCCAGCCGCCUGCUCUUUGGCACCUUAAUGGUCUCCUCAGCAACAAGGUUGUUGACUGCCAAGUGUACGUGGAUAUGAAGCUUAGGCUGACGCAAUGACAGAAAGAGAGAACAGGACAGGCUGAACACAGAGGUCACCUGCUCCUCACCCAAGGACCACAUUGUAAAGCCCCUGCCCAGAUGUCAACCCAGGGGCUGAAGUGCUGGGGAGGAAAAGCUCUUCACAGCGCGGCCACUUUUCUGCGCACAGGGCAAGGCACAAGUGCAACCACUUUAUCCCCACCAGCUCCACACUUACACAGGAGCACAGACUGGGCAAGGCUGCUUUUCCUCUUCACAAAGCAUGCCACCUCCCAGCUAGAUGCAGUCCCCCCAAGAUUCUCUUUCCCUCUGUUUGUACAGUAUCACAGCAACUAACUAGAUUUUAAGUUUGGAUUUCUUGGCUGUGGGAGUCGAGAUCAGAAGGUGAGUCAGCAGCUGUGUACUCUGGUCUGCAAACAGGCUGGUGUUUGAAUUCAAACAAUUUUGUGUUGUCACUUCCAAUUUCAGUACCACAAUUGGGAAUAAGCAGU